Molecule: messenger RNA, 348 nt
Organism: Acaulospora morrowiae
Lineage: Eukaryota; Fungi; Glomeromycota; Glomeromycetes; Diversisporales; Acaulosporaceae
Source: the annotation of a GenBank genome assembly
CUCAAUACCCAGGUUCAAACAGUUCAAGUGGAUCAAUGUAGAAAUAUUAAAAUUCAAUUCGAAUCCGCCAAGGACUUUCACUCUCUCGUUUGGAAUAAUACCAAAGAAAUCAUGUUGAAAUUGUUGGAAGGUGGUGAAGAGAAACAUGUGUUAUCCACGGGUGACCCUUAUAUGUCAUCGGAUGAAUCUACCAACAUCGAAGAAGACAAACCUCUUAAUCCGUAUCAAUACAUAAUUAGGCUAAUCAAUGAUCAAUUGACAACCGAAGAGCUUAUUCGCGCCGAGAAAGGAUUCCCCACGACCAAACGUGAAUGGACUGAUUGGAAACGUAAAAAUAAUAUCUCUUGA